UUGCGCCAAACCCUGGAAAGCAGAAGCAGCCAGCACGGCUGCAGGUUGUUCCUCGUAUUCGUUAUAAACGAAAAUUCUUUUUUCUAUUAGUAAUUUGACAGAUAGUGAAUUCGGUUUCAUCUCAAUAAAAAUUAGUCAAAAAUCAUCAUUCCCAUUGACCAGUCAAAUAAUCAAAAAGAAAUUUGGAUAAUGAAGAUUGAGUGAAAAAUGCCAAAAAUAAAAGUGAUUCGCUUAAGAUCGGUCUCUAAGUGUGCGUACUAGUGUGCAUAUACGUCUUGUGGUUACUACGUUAAUAUAAAAAACCAUGAUCAUUAGGUGACCACGACUACUUUACUACUUUGAACCAUAAUUUUUGUUCAGUUUACAAAUUACUUUGCUGAGUAUUGAGAUGGGUCAGUCAGGAAGUGUGCAUCGUAGUCCCAAAACUCGGAGGCACAAUCUACGAAGAAUCUCACUUGGUGGUUUAGGACGAAGGCGGUCAAACAAUUCUAAAAAUCUGUCUCAUACAUUUACAUUCAUAGACGGAACACUGAAGGUGGAGCAACUGAAUUUGAACACAGCGACGGAGGAGGAGUUAAUGACGUUACCUGGCAUAACACGAGCCAUAGCAACAAACAUAGUCGCCCACAGACAAGCGAUAGGACGUUUUAACCGUGUGGAAGAUUUAGCAUUAGUCUCUGGUGUUGGUGCUCAUAAGCUAGAGUCGAUAAGAUUGGAAGUCUACGUACCAUCGACAAAUGGCAGCAGAACUUCCUCAAGGGCAUCCUUGAGCCUAGACUCCGUUGGGAAUGGAGGGAGUAUGGUCGACGUUAACACAGCUAGUGUUUUCACUUUGCAAACUAUCCCUGGAAUGAACCAGGAAGUAGCAGCUUGCAUCGUAGAAAGGAGGCUAGAAAAGGGACCUUAUCGAUUCCUAGAUGAGCUUGCCAAAGUCCAGGGUAUGGGAAAGCAUCGUCUAACAAUGAUAAAACCAUAUUUGAGGAUAGAUGUUGACUCAAAUGGUUCGAUAACCCCCACACCAAGUAAUGACACUUCUUCGCCAUGCUGGUCCAAUCCGAAAGCUUCCAGUACUCCGGUAGCUAAUGGGAUCAAAAACUUAUCCAAGCAAACUUUGAAGAAUGGAAUAUCGAAAUCUUUAGCUGUAUCUCGAAUCAACGGCUGCAGAAACGGAAUGGAGAUAAGCGGCUGCAUUACUGAGGAGGAAAUUUGGGAUUUAUUAAGCGUAGCCAGUCCACGUCCUCCUACGCCCAUUGAUUUUCAAGACAGACUCGAUAAUCGAGUUACAACGAGAGUGGCAUCCUGGAACCUUGAAACUUUCUCUAAGGAUAAAGCCAGUAAUCCAGGAGUGAGAGAAGUUAUUUGCAGAACAAUAUUGGAGAACAGGCUAGCUCUUAUAGCACUUCAAGAAAUCGAAAGCCCGGAUGCACUGGAUGCACUCACGCACGAACUUAAUUACCCUGUUCUGAAAAGGGUUCGCGACUGGCGAGAAAAUCGACGAGUCUGGAGAUCUCUUCAUUUGGGUGCUGGAUUAGCUAUAUUAUGGGACUCGGAUCCAAGAAUAGGAAUUGCUCUGCGUGAACAACCACCCGCUACAACCGUCCUGCUUCCUGUUGUUGCCUCUGCAGUUUUUCAUAUUAACAAGUUUGACGUGACGAUAAUUAAUGUACGCAUACAUAGUGCGGAUGACAACAAAAUCAUCGAAGGUUUUUGUGAGGCCAAGAAUUCCAUCCUGUUAGGAGAUUUCACCCUCCUGGAGGAAUCAAACAAACUGGAUCAAGUAAUAAAUGAGGGAAGUACAGCAGUUCAUCCCGGUGGUACUGUUUAUAACGAUAAUAUUCUUUGGGGUAAGGAUGCUGAGAAACAAUUCAGUACUGGAAUAGCAGGUGUCAUCAGGUUAGGGUUGACACAUUUGGGAAUUCCUCAUGGGUGGCAUUGGGGUGGUCCUGUCUCCAGUCAUUGUCCGGUAUGGUGUCAAAUAUUUACGCAGUUCAGGGAAUCGUAAUUGACGUAUUAGAAUUUCGUAGUGAAUUUCACGAUGAAACUGAUCACCGUACUGUAAGUUUGUCGAAUAUUUAGGAUUAGUAUGUAUUACCGUCGUUUACGAUGAAAAAGCAAAAUGCGAUUUGGAAAUCCGGUUCUUUUUAUACUCGUUUUGCGUAUUAGCCGGUGUAUUAUUUUGGACGGUUACGUGCUUUCUGCAUUUUUUUUUCGUAACUGUCAAUAUUGAAUUACCAGUAAGUUAACAGUUCGACAUAUUGUUCUAUUUGUAUAUUUAUUUAGAACGGUUCUUCUUGUGUAUAUAUAUUUUUGUAUAUAUACGUCUGCCAGGCUACUCGUUUUUACCAAUGACCUCUUAUGUAAUAAACUUCCUUUCCUACUUUUAAUUUAAUAAAAUUACCCCAAGCAGGCUGCUGUAUAGAACGAGGAAGACUGACAAUUCCAUUGUAAUGUACGAAUAUUGCGAUGCUGGUUUGUCGCAUCACGCAUAUUAGAGAAAAUAACGGGAAAUAAUAAAAGACUAUUUCCAUAUAA
This is a messenger RNA of Cephus cinctus (wheat stem sawfly), 2532 nucleotides long. RefSeq names its product endonuclease/exonuclease/phosphatase family domain-containing protein 1. Lineage: Eukaryota; Metazoa; Arthropoda; Insecta; Hymenoptera; Cephidae. The coding region runs from base 389 to 2002 and encodes 537 amino acids. Gene Ontology annotation, biological process: DNA repair. The record is from RefSeq and is a predicted model, not a curated record. Gene Ontology annotation, molecular function: DNA binding. The transcript has 7 exons. Gene Ontology annotation, cellular component: plasma membrane.